AAGCAACGGGCUACGUCCAUUGCCGGGAAAGAGGCAAUGGAAGAAGCCAAGGUGCCUGGUAGUGUGAGUUACUAGCAGGUUUUGGUUGUUGUUCUCAUUCGAAGUUGAAUAGGACGCCUAUAGUCGAGAAAACCUGCAGAUUUUUCUACUCUGGUCAGUCUGAUUCACAACUCCCUGCCUCCGGUGUUAGUUCUGACAUGGUAGAAACUAAAUGAGCUGCCAACUACGACGAAAUCAGAACCGGGGUUCGUCCUGUGGAGAGUGUUGCUACCAACCAGUUGUGGUUUGCCGAUUUGCCAUUCGCCACUUCUGUCUUGAAGUGCUUCGAAAACGUCAAGUGCAAUAAGAAAAAACAACAACAAAAAUCCAAAAAACAAAAAACAAAAAAAAGAAAGAACAAAAAAGACGAGAAAAUCAAAAAAAAAAAAAAAAAAAACGAAAGCAAGAAUUGAAGGUUUCAACUUGCAGUUAUGGUUUGAAAAACUCCUGCAAUUGGUUCACCAUUUGAGAAAUUCAAGUAGUGCAGCGUUCUGUUGUGUUGCAUUGUGCUAUUCGAAAAGUGAAUGACUCGAUGCUGUGAUCAACGUGUUUAGUAUAUACGAUAGUGUAUACGAUAGCUUGAUGGACUUCGAUAGAAGUGGUGGUACAUGCCAAUGACGACGAAUUUAUGUUGCUCAUGAUUCGUCGUUCAUUUUCCAGUUUAGCAAAGACGUUACUGUAGGCAAGACUCGAACUGAUUAUUGCACUGCCGAUUAACCCUUUAGCCGUUCCAAAUGUCGACAUCGUAAACUGCCAACCACAAGAAAUUGAACCAUUUUUCUUUUUGUUCGUUCUGAAUGCUUGCAAGUUCUCCGUAUGUGCGUGUGAGAAGCUGAGUCGGCGAGAGUGAAAAAAAGACCGAGCCAUGGGAAAUGCAGCCACAACGAAAAAAGGCGAUCCCACUGAAAAUGUCGAAGAAUUCUUACGUGAAGCCAAGGAGAAGUUUGAAGAACAAUGGAAAAACCAAUCUCAGAAUACGGCGUGCUUAGAUGACUUCGACCGAAUUAAGACCUUGGGAACGGGCUCAUUUGGUCGUGUAAUGCUCGUUCAACACAAAUCGACCAAAAAGUACUAUGCCAUGAAGAUUCUUGAUAAACAAAAGGUAGUGAAAUUGAAACAGGUGGAACAUACGCUGAAUGAAAAGAGAAUCUUGCAAGCAAUUAGCUUCCCCUUCCUCGUCAGCUUAGAAUAUCACUUCAAGGACAAUUCUAAUUUGUACAUGGUUCUUGAAUACGUUCCUGGCGGCGAAAUGUUUUCUCACCUAAGGAAAAUUGGGCGGUUUAGCGAACCUCAUUCACGGUUUUAUGCAGCCCAAAUCGUCUUGGCCUUUGAAUAUCUCCACUACCUGGACCUUAUAUAUAGAGAUUUGAAACCUGAAAAUCUUCUGAUCGACAGUCAUGGAUAUCUUAAGGUGACAGACUUUGGGUUUGCCAAAAGAGUCAAAGGAAGAACAUGGACUUUGUGUGGAACUCCUGAGUACCUUGCCCCUGAAAUUAUUCUCAGCAAAGGUUAUAACAAAGCUGUUGAUUGGUGGGCCCUUGGUGUGUUGGUUUAUGAGAUGGCAGCUGGCUAUCCACCUUUUUUUGCAGAUCAACCUAUUCAGAUUUAUGAGAAAAUUGUCUCAGGGAAGGUUCGAUUUCCGUCUCACUUCAGUUCUGAUCUAAAGGAUCUGCUGCGUUACUUGCUACAAGUUGAUCUUACGAAGCGUUUUGGUAAUCUAAAGAAUGGGGUCAACGAUAUAAAAAAUCAUCGCUGGUUUCAGUCAACCGAUUGGAUUGCCAUCUACCAAAAGAAGGUUGAGGCGCCUUUCAUACCCAAGUGCAAAGGACCAGGUGACACAAGUAACUUCGACGAUUACGAAGAAGAAGCACUAAGAAUUUCAUCGACAGAAAAAUGUGCUAAAGAGUUCGCUGAGUUUUAGGAUCACAGAAGAAUCGGC
Messenger RNA from Daphnia carinata, 1978 nucleotides. It is a transcript of the gene Pka-C1, whose product is annotated as cAMP-dependent protein kinase catalytic subunit 1. Gene Ontology annotation, cellular component: cAMP-dependent protein kinase complex; nucleus. Gene Ontology annotation, molecular function: cAMP-dependent protein kinase activity; ATP binding. Gene Ontology annotation, biological process: peptidyl-serine phosphorylation. The record is from RefSeq and is a predicted model, not a curated record. The coding region runs from base 905 to 1960 and encodes 351 amino acids. NCBI's taxonomy places the organism in Eukaryota, Metazoa, Arthropoda, Branchiopoda, Diplostraca, Daphniidae. The transcript has 10 exons.